Messenger RNA from Neurospora hispaniola, 423 nucleotides. RefSeq lists its product as uncharacterized. Bases 97 to 390 code for a protein of 97 amino acids. The record is from RefSeq and is a predicted model, not a curated record. Lineage: Eukaryota; Fungi; Ascomycota; Sordariomycetes; Sordariales; Sordariaceae. The transcript has a single exon.
CCCUCGCGGCGGCGGGGAAUGAAUGCACUGGCCGAAUUCGCCUAUAUAGGAUGUCUGGGCGAUAUACACUAGUAACAGUGAUGAGCGAACCCAACUAUGACUAUGUUAGCGACUGCUACCUAUGAUGGCCUUUUCCAACAGUCUAAUACAACGCCGCCUACGAUCUCAACUCGGAACGGCAGCUCUACUCGCGCCCGUGACUCUAGUUGGCCAGUCCAUGUGGCCGUGCGCUCCAUGGUUCUUGCGAUGUCCCGAAAAUCCCAGAGGCCGUUCGUCGGCAUCACGGCUGGAACGGCAUCGACGGGGAAGACAAACAGCCACAUCAUACGUAUCGCUCUGAUAUCAGAUUUAUCGCCGACAGCUUCCAGGUCAGGCGGCUUGAGUCCAUGAUUUAGCUUCAUCCCACGGUCCACCUGUUCAUGG